AUGGAGCCGAGCACAGGGGCGCCCCUGCCUGCGCACUCAGGGGCGCGCUCCCCGGGCUGGGCGCGGAGCUGGCGCUCGUGCGCACAGGUGAGCUGCCCGCCCCGCCCCGUCCCCGGGCCACCUGCCUGGGAAACUUGUGGUUGGUUGUUGCCCUCGGGUGGAACACGGAAUCGGGCCCUGGAAGGUAUGUCGGGGACUCGCGAGCCCCGGGCCCGGCCGAGAGAGCGGGACCAGGACCGGCGCCCCCACCCAGACCGAGAUCGCCACCCCGAGCGACAGCGGGACAGACGCCGGGACCCGCGCAGGGAGAGAAACAGGGACGAGAGGAGGGACAGGAACUCUCGAGAGGACCGAGACAGGGAGAGGGACCGAGACAGGGAGAGGGACCGAGGCCCCCGCGAGGACAGACGCAGGGACCGAGGCCACCGCACAGGUGAACAACGAGCUUGGGAAGAGUCCCUCCAAAGCCGGACGCGGGACGCUCCCGGGGGCCGGACCUGGGACACAGCCCCACCCCCCUGGCCCGCGCCUGGGGCCACCCCGGAGCUGCCGCCCCUGCGGAAGGAGGGUCUAGGGCGCAGCCACCCCGAAAGUGAAUUCCCUUCAGGGAGAUAUCUGUCCCCAUACCCCGAGGACGUGGAAUAUUACCAGUCAGAGGCAGAAGGACUCCUGGAAUGCCAUAAAUGCAGAUACCUGUGCACUGGGAGAGGAGUGGUGCAGAUAGUGGAGGUGAUACUGAACGGGAUGGUUCUCAUGUGCAUCGUGGCCUCCUACUUUGUCCUUGCGGGAUUCAGCGCCAGCUUCACCAGUGGCAGCGGCUUUGGGAACAACUAUUACUCUCCAUUCGAGGGCACUGAGCUGGAACAGGUCCGGCAGCUGGACCAGCAGUACACAGUCCUCCGGGCACCCCUGAUAUACAGCGGCGUGGCUGUGUCUCUGGGGCUGGGGGUCCUCACCAUGGGCGUCUUACUACAAGGAGCCAAGAAACUAACAAAACUGUCAGGGAGGUGGCUCCUCACAGAGGCCGCCUUCAGCCUCCUGGCUGCGGUGGGCUAUUGUGUGGGCAUCGGCGUUUACCUGCACAAAGCCCUUCAGAUCAACUCCACCGACACCUGCAAAACAAGGGAGAGGCUCUAUGCCCGCAAGGGUCUCACCUGGAUGAACUGCCAGCUGGCGGGCACUGACGGGGCAGCAGCCACCUUUGCUUGUCUUCUGGUGAUUAUGUACGGUGCCAGCGUGGUGCUGGCCCUGCGGAGCUACCGACAGUACGAUACCACACCUGAGCGGCAGCUCCUCCCAGUGACUGGGGCCAUCGAUGACUAA
Messenger RNA from Otolemur garnettii (small-eared galago), 1323 nucleotides. It is a transcript of the gene MARVELD3, whose product is annotated as MARVEL domain containing 3. The coding region runs from base 1 to 1323 and encodes 440 amino acids. The transcript has 5 exons. The record is from RefSeq and is a predicted model, not a curated record. Gene Ontology annotation, cellular component: membrane. NCBI's taxonomy places the organism in Eukaryota, Metazoa, Chordata, Mammalia, Primates, Galagidae.